AUCACAGAGGAGCGCAGGUUAACUCCCUUUGACACCCUCCUUCCAUUUUAGCCGCAUUAAAAAAAAAAAAAACUCGAACACCACACCACGCUCCACCUCCCAACCAAAAUCCAAUCACACACAACACUUCCAACUUUCUGUCUCUAGAAAUCUCCAAAACCCUCGGGCUAGGGUUUCAAUCACAUUCCAUCUCUUUCUCUCUGGAUCCAGAACCUAUGGCGGAGGAACCAGCAUCACCGUCGCUAUCAUCGGCGCCGCCGCUAGGAUCAUCGGUGAUACCGAUAGUGAACAAGUUACAAGAUAUAUUUGCUCAGUUAGGUAGUCAAUCGACGAUUGAGUUACCGCAAGUGGCAGUUGUAGGCAGUCAAAGCAGUGGUAAAUCGAGUGUUCUAGAAUCACUUGUUGGGAGAGAUUUCUUGCCACGUGGAAACGAUAUUUGCACUCGGCGACCGCUGGUUUUGCAGUUAUUGCAGACUAAAAGGAAAGGUGACGGUAGUGGUGAAGAUGAGUGGGGAGAGUUUCUGCAUUUGCCUGGGAAACGGUUUUAUGAUUUUUCCGAGAUCCGGAGCGAAAUUCAGGCUGAGACUGCUAAGGAAGCAGGAGGCAACAAAGGUGUUUCUGACAAGCAAAUUCGUUUGAAGAUUUUUUCACCAAAUGUUCUUGAUAUUACACUUGUUGAUCUACCUGGUAUAACAAAGGUUCCUGUGGGUGAUCAACCCUCUGAUAUUGAAGCACGAAUUAGAACUAUGAUCAUGUCAUAUAUUAAAAAACCAAGCUGUCUGAUUCUAGCUGUUACAGCAGCAAAUUCAGAUUUAGCAAACUCAGAUGCUCUUCAGAUUGCAGGAAAUGCAGAUCCUGAUGGUUAUAGAACCAUUGGAAUAAUCACAAAGUUGGACAUUAUGGACAGAGGCACUGAUGCUCGGAAUCUUUUGCUUGGAAAAGUGAUUCCCCUUAGACUUGGUUAUGUUGGUGUUGUGAAUCGUAGUCAAGAGGAUAUCAUACUCAAUCGGAGCAUCAAGGAUGCACUUGCUGCGGAGGAGAAGUUCUUCCGUAGUCGGCCAGUAUAUAGUGGUCUGGCUGAUCGCUGUGGCGUUCCUCAGUUGGCGAAGAAGCUGAAUCAGAUUCUAGUGCAGCAUAUAAAAUCAAUACUUCCAGGGCUGAAAUCACGCAUAAGUUCUGCUUUGGUUUCUGUAGCAAAAGAACAUGCAAGCUAUGGAGAAAUUACGGAAUCAAAGGCUGGACAAGGAACUCUUAUUCUGAACAUUCUUUCAAAAUAUUCUGAAGCAUUUUCUUCAAUGAUAGAGGGCAGAAAUGAAGAAAUGUCAACAUCUGAGCUUGCUGGAGGAGCACGAAUUCACUAUAUUUUUCAAUCAAUCUUUGUGAAGAGUUUAGAGGAGGUCGAUCCUUGUGAGGACUUGACUGAUGGUGACAUUCAAACUAUCAUUCAGAAUGCCACCGGUCCUAGAACUCCACUGUUUGUACCAGAGGUGCCAUUUGAAGUUCUAAUCAGGAAGCAAAUAGCUCGUUUAUUAGAUCCAAGCCUUCAGUGUGCCAGGUUUAUAUACAACGAAUUAAUAAAGAUUAGCCAUCACUGUCUAGUGAAUGAACUUCAGCGGUUUCCUGUUCUAAGAAAGCGCAUGGAUGAAGUUAUUGGAAACUUUUUGCGAGAUGGUCUUGAACCAUCAGAGACAAUGAUUGGACAUAUUAUUGAAAUGGAGAUGGACUACAUAAAUACUUCCCACCCAAAUUUUAUCGGUGGGAGUAAGGCUGUGGAUAUUGCGCAGCAGCAGAUCAAGUCGUCAAGGGGUUCUAUUGCUAUGCCUAGGCAAAAGGAUGGCAUAGAGCCUGAAAAGGCACCUGCUUCUGAAAGGAGCAUGAAGACUCGUGGUAUUCUGGCCAGACAAGUAAAUGGGAUCAUGCCGGAUCAGGGAGUACAUCCAGUGGCAGAAGUUGAAAAGGUCCCACCUGCAGGCAAUACAAAUGUUUCAAGUUGGGGCAUCUCAUCAAUUUUUGGUGGAGGUGAUCAUUCUCGAAUGUAUGCUAAAGAAAAUUCAACAAGCAAGUCAUACAAUGAACCUGCUCAGAGCAUAGAACCCUUGGAACAAAGCUUGUCUCUGAUUCAUUUAAGAGAGCCCCCAACUGUCUUGAGGCCUUCAGAAAACCAUUCUGAGCAUGAGUCUAUAGAAAUUGUAGUCACAAAAUUGCUGUUGAGAUCAUACUACGACAUCGUUCGGAAAAAUAUUGAGGACUCCAUACCAAAAGCAAUUAUGCACUUUCUGGUAAACCAUACAAAGCGUGAACUGCACAAUGUCUUCAUUAGAAAACUUUACAGGGAGAAUCUGUUUGAGGAGAUGUUGCAGGAACCUGAUGAGAUAGCAAUGAAGAGAAAGCAGACACGAGAACAACUUAGAGUUCUUCAACAGGCAUUUAGGACAUUGGAUGAAUUGCCUUUGGAAGCUGAAACUGUUGAAAGAGGAUACAGUUUGAGUUCUGAUUCCACAGGAUUGCCAAAGAUCCAUGGACUGCCAACAUCAACUAUGUAUAGCAGUGGUUCCAGUGAUUCCUACACAGCUUCUCCUAAGAACCCGAAGUCCCGGAAGUCAUCCCACUUGGGGGAGCUACAGCCACAUCUAUAUGCUGAUUCUAAUGGAAGUGGACAUGCUUACAUGCCAGGUCUCUACCCAACAGUAGACUUUUAAGCCAUUUGAUCGAGCAUAGUCAAUUCCUAAAAGUGGCCAGGCAUAUUAUAUUUCUUCGAAUUUCUAAGUCACCUUACGCAUGCAACUUCCAGAUUAUUGGAAUCCCAACUUUCAAAGAUGGCUUAGAAAGACAUAAGCAAACCGGAAGUUGUGUUGCUCCCCUCCAUAUCUCUGUUUCUCUGAUGUAGUAUAGGGUUAUAAUUGCAUUUUUUUACGAGGCUCCAUGAAGAAUAACUGGGGGGUUGCUUAAUAUAUUUUUUUUGACCUAUGUGCUAUUAUGAAAAUUGCCGUUCAAUUUCCAGUCAGGAUUGCUGGUCCGGAUCAUUUUGAUCAAAUAAAACUUUGAAGGAGCACUGAGAGUGUCCUGUGGUGCUUGCUAGUCGUCAGCAUUAUUGAGCUUCCAAACACCUGUAAUGUAGGUUCGCAUUUCUUUGAUUUUCCAGGUGUUGAGUGUCUUUAUACAGAGUAUGGUAUCCAUGUAUGUGCUGGGAUUUGCCAUGAUAGAGUGGAAUUUUCUAGGGAUUUGAUGUUGAUAGCUGCUUCCUUGUUGCCAUUUUCCUCGGGUUUUUUUAACAGAUUUGGAAAGAUAACUGUGUUAAUAGUGAAAUGUUUUGAAUUUGCAACA
Populus euphratica (Euphrates poplar) is the source of this 3324-nucleotide messenger RNA. RefSeq names its product dynamin-related protein 3A-like. Bases 216 to 2699 code for a protein of 827 amino acids. The transcript is spliced from 20 exons. Gene Ontology annotation, biological process: mitochondrial fission; peroxisome fission. The record is from RefSeq and is a predicted model, not a curated record. Gene Ontology annotation, molecular function: GTP binding; microtubule binding; GTPase activity. Lineage: Eukaryota; Viridiplantae; Streptophyta; Magnoliopsida; Malpighiales; Salicaceae. Gene Ontology annotation, cellular component: microtubule; membrane; cytoplasm.